Saccoglossus kowalevskii is the source of this 513-nucleotide messenger RNA. Its product is annotated as neuroplastin-like. Gene Ontology annotation, biological process: cell-cell adhesion. Gene Ontology annotation, cellular component: cell-cell junction; plasma membrane. Gene Ontology annotation, molecular function: cell adhesion molecule binding. The record is from RefSeq and is a predicted model, not a curated record. NCBI's taxonomy places the organism in Eukaryota, Metazoa, Hemichordata, Enteropneusta, Harrimaniidae.
AUGCACUCGAGAUUGCCUCAUAAAGCUGCUUGGUCUUAGAUUUUGAAUUCGUGAUUAUUUAUGCUUUUCUCCCCACAGUCAAGUCAAGUGAUAGUCAUGAGGGUUCUACUUCCGUUACUUAUUAUUGCUGUUUCAAUACAGUGGUCACACGCAGAAGACAUAGCAAUUUUGCCGACGGAAGCCACCGUAGCUGCUGGAAAUGAUAUUCAAUUUGUAUGUACGAUUAUGGCUGAUAUGCAAAUAGUUUGGCAAAAAACAAAAGCAGGAGAAGACGCUGUUGUUUUACAAGAUAAUUUGGACUACAUUACGAUAAAAACAACAACAGAAGAUGAUAAUUCUAAGACUGUUAGUGUCUUAAAGAUUAGUGAUUUGGAAAUAGAACGUGAUACCGCUGCAUACACUUGUCAAGAUUCUGAAUAUAGUCGAUCAUUCUCUGCCCAUUUAAAGGUAUAUCAACAUGUUGUUUUUGGAGUGUAUGAUGUCAGAGAUGACCAUUCCCGGAUAAUAUCAUAA